AUGGGUUUGGAGACCGAUGGAAGUCUAAGUGAGGAGGCUCCAGGACAGACAGUUCCUCUACCCCCAAGCCAUCAGUAUGCCAAAUCCCUCCCUGUCUCCGUGCCCAUCUGGGGCUUUAAAGAACAACGCCAAGAGAUGCGAUCCUCUGAUGAAGAGAACAGUAAGCAUUCGUCUCCCGACUUGGAGAAGAUUGCCGCCAGCAUGAAAGCUCUGGUGCUGCGGGUUUCAGACGGCACAGAGAUGUUUGGAGACCUGCCUCGGCCACGCCUGAAUACGAGUGACUUCCAGAAGCUGCAUCGGAAAUAUUAAUAGAUCUGGCC
Thamnophis sirtalis is the source of this 320-nucleotide messenger RNA. Lineage: Eukaryota; Metazoa; Chordata; Lepidosauria; Squamata; Natricidae. The record is from RefSeq and is a predicted model, not a curated record.